Nannospalax galili (Upper Galilee mountains blind mole rat) is the source of this 2758-nucleotide messenger RNA. RefSeq names its product guanylate-binding protein 5. NCBI's taxonomy places the organism in Eukaryota, Metazoa, Chordata, Mammalia, Rodentia, Spalacidae. Bases 222 to 1985 code for a protein of 587 amino acids. The transcript is spliced from 11 exons. The record is from RefSeq and is a predicted model, not a curated record. Gene Ontology annotation, molecular function: GTP binding; GTPase activity.
AGUUUCAGUUUCGAUUAGAGGGUUUAAGAAAGGCUGUGAGUUCUCUGCCAAGGGCUGGGAACAGGAAGAAGAAAGGGAAUUUCCAGGACCAAUCACUACAUCAAAAAUAGCCACAGUUAAAUAAGUGAACAGCUGUUAGAACUCUUGCAAAGUCCUCUUUAACCAGCUUUCCACUGGUCUUUGCUCCUGCUAUUUUGUUAAGACAAAGUAACAUCUCUGACAUGGCUCCGUCAAUCCACAUGCCAGAGCCCAUGUGCCUCAUUGGGAAUACAGAGGAGCAGUUAGUUGUCAACCAGGAAGCCCUGGAGAUCCUGUCUAAUAUCACACAGCCUAUGGUGGUGGUGGCCAUUGUGGGCCUCUACCGCACCGGCAAAUCCUACCUGAUGAACAAGCUGGCUGGGAAGAAAACAGGCUUUUCUGUUGGCUCCACUGUGCAGUCUCAAACCAAGGGAAUCUGGAUGUGGUGUGUGCCUCACCCAGAGAAGCCAGACCACACCCUAGUUCUGCUUGACACUGAGGGCCUGGGAGAUGUAGAGAAGAUUGAUGAAAAGAACGAUACCCAGAUCUUUGCACUGGCAAUCCUACUGAGCAGCACCUUUGUAUACAAUACCAUGAGCAAAAUUGACCAAGGGGCUAUUGACCUACUUCACAAUGUGACAGAACUGACAGAUCUGCUCCGCACAAGAAACUCCCCUGACCUCAGUGGGGCUGAACAAACUGCUGAUGUGAGCUUCUUUCCAGACCUGGUGUGGACUUUAAGAGAUUUCUACCUGAGCCUGGAAACAGACGGACAAGCCAUCACCUCAGAUGACUACUUAGAGAAUUCACUGAAGCUGAAACAAGGUAGCGAUGAAAGAACUCAGAGUUUCAAUCUACCCCGUCUAUGUAUCCAGAAGUUCUUCCCAGUAAAGAAAUGCUUUAUUUUUGAGUCACCCACUCAUGGCAAAAAGCUUGCCCAGCUUGAAGAACUGCAGGAUAGUGAGCUAAUUCCUGAAUUUGUGCAACAGCUGACAGAAUUUUCUUCCCAUAUCUUCAGCCAGUCCAAGAUCAAGACUCUUCCAGGAGGAAUCCAGGUCAAUGGGCCUCGUCUAGAAAGCCUGGUGGUAACCUACGUCAAUGCUAUCAACAAUGGGGACCUGCCCUGCGUGGAGAACAUAGUCAUAACCAUGGCCAAAAGAGAGAACUCAGCUGCAGUACAAAAGGCUAUUUCUCACUAUGACCAGCAGAUGGGCCAGAAGGUACAGCUGCCCACAGAAACCCAACAGGAGCUUCUGGACCUGCACAGGGCCAUUGAGAGUGAGGCCAUAGAAAUCUUUAGGAAGAACUCUUUCAAGGAUGAAGACCAAAGUUUCCAGAAGGAAUUAGAGACCCUACUAAGUGAAAAGAAGGACGAGAUUUGUAAGAAGAAUGCAAAAGCAUCUUCGGAGUGCUGCUCAGCCUUAAUUGAGAGUAUUUUUAAGCCUCUGGAACAAGAAGUGGCACAGGGGGUUUAUGCUAAACCAGGAGGCCACAGCCUCUUCCUUCAGAAGAGAGAGCAGCUGAAGACACAAUACCAACAGAAGCCUGGGAAAGGAAUACAGGCUGAGGAAGUUCUGCAGAAAUAUUUGCAGGCCAAGGAACCUCUGAGUAACACGAUUCUACAGACAGACCAGCGUCUCACAGCUAAGGAGAGGGAGAGGGAAGCGGAACGUGCUAGAGCAGAGGCUGCCAGGGCUGAAGCACGGAGGUUGGAGGUGCUUCGUAUUCAGGAAGAGCAAAGGAGGGCAGAGAGAGAGAGACUCCAUCAAGAGCAACUGAGGAAAAUGGAAAGAGAGAAAGCAAACUUCCUGGCAGAACAAGAGAGGAUCCAGAAAGUGAGACUCCAGAAAGAAGCUGAAAGGAUCAAGGCAGAGCAAGAAGCCCAUCUCAGAAGACUUCAAGAACAACUCAACCAGACCAGGUGUGAAACUCAUCAUGCAUCAAAUGGAGAUUGUAUUUUACUCUAAACAAAGCAAAAAUCGAAGCUACCCUUUCUUACUCCUCACUAAAAGACAUAGAGGAACAAGAAAUGAAAGCAUUUGGGACAAUAGUUAAGAACUCGCAAUGCUUCCUGUUUAACUGCCACACUUGUCUCAGGGUGUAAGUCACCUAGGGGGUGUUAACCACUUGCACUUAGUCAAGUGGAAAGUGACCCAGACCUUGGGCUCAUUUGGCCUUGGGCUCACUUGGCCAUCUCUCCUGCUGAUGGGCAUGUUCUGGGUGCCACAGGAAGGAGGCACCCAUGGGAAAAUAGAAAAAAAUGUAUACUUCUCAAGUGGGUGGAGGCCACUGGGCUUUGGGAAGUGGUAUGGCCCCUCGGUACUGUCAGGUGGCCAUCUGUAUAGAGAAAGCCCAAGCUGAAAGCAGAUAUUGUUACCACGAAAGGAACAUCUGUUAGAAGAUCCAAGGGAAAUAUAUGGAUGGAAAUUGCCUCUUAAGCUUAAACAACUAAAGAAAAAGCCUUUCCUUCUCUUUUACUUCUCUUUCAUCUACACUAAAGGAACCGCUAAAGUAGGAUAUUUUAUAAUUGAAACAAUGAAUAUUGAACUUAAUAAUUGUAUGCUUUAUGACUAUAAUUCCUUACAGAUGGUAAAUAGAUGGUAUAAGAAAAAUUAUAAAACAUGUCAAAAAUCUAUUUCUUUGUAUGCUUGCUUACAGUGCUAAAGUUGUCACCCUAAUUCUUUUGCAGUCACAUGUGAAAACCUGCUGGCUUCUUUAAAUAAAAGAUUAUAUGAAAAUA